Molecule: messenger RNA, 2514 nt
Organism: Cladophialophora psammophila CBS 110553
Lineage: Eukaryota; Fungi; Ascomycota; Eurotiomycetes; Chaetothyriales; Herpotrichiellaceae
Exons: 2
Coding region: 1-2514 (837 amino acids)
Biological process (GO): proteolysis
Cellular component (GO): cytoplasm
Molecular function (GO): calcium-dependent cysteine-type endopeptidase activity
Source: RefSeq, a predicted model, not a curated record
AUGUCUGGAAACCUCUUUGUUCGUGACGGCUACCCGUCUCUUCACGAAGUCAAGUCUGAAGAUAACGACAUUAAUAGUGACGAGCCCAAUGGCAAUGCUAUCAAGAUGGAUCUUUCCGGACCCCAAGAUAACUUAGCAAAUAGGGCAAACGAGCAGACAGACGGAGAUCGAAAAAGGUCUGGCGAUGAAUCAAACCCGGCUUUUACCAUUACAACCAACCGCACUGGAGAUGAGCCGAUACCUCCCAAAGAUGGUCUGGUCUUGGGAGGUGGCCAGACAAUCAAGCUUAUGCUUGUGCCGGACAAGCCACCAGCACCUCCACCCCCUCCAGCGAAGGAGAAGAAGCCCCAUCCUCAAGCCAAGAUGAAGAAGUUUUGGAAGAACUUCGACCCUGAGUACACUGGCAAAGUCACCCGCGUUCUACCCGACCGCAUCACGGAAAGGGAUCUCAGUGCCGUGACACUGAUUGGCGAAAUUGCCCACAGGGCGAUCAAAUCGUAUGAAGAUGCCAAGGCAUCUUGUAUACGGGACGUGAAACGAAUCAUCAAGGAAUGUCGAGCCUCGAAUCAGAAAUAUACCGAUUCUCACUGGGAUAUCGAAAGAGAUCUGAAGAUCACAAGGAUCAGGGAUUGUCUGGAUGGUCUGAUCAUCGAAGAUGACGACAAAGAAUAUCCGGCAGAUGCAAAGCGAGUUACUGACAUCUUCGACGAUCCAGAGUUCUACGUAGAUGGGGUCUCCUAUGACGAUAUUUUACAGGGGUCAGCAGGAGACUGCUGGUUCCUAGCCGCCAUUUCUACUUUGAGCUGCAAUCAAGAAUUCAUUGACCGUGUUUGUGUAAUUCAAGACCAAGCCGUUGGUGUCUAUGGCUUUGUCUUCCACCGUGACGGUGAGUGGCACCAAUGCAUCAUUGAUGACAAGCUGUAUCUCCGAGCACCAGCAUACGACGAGAGUGGAGAUGUUGUCUUGGGACAAUAUGGAAUUCGACGGCCGGACCAGGAAGAUCAGUAUCAAGAACUCUUCCAGCGCGGGUCUAAAUCGUUGUACUUUGCUCAAUGCCGGGAUCAAAACGAGACUUGGGUGAGCCUUCUUGAAAAGGCCUAUGCCAAAGCACAUGGAGAUUAUGCAUCAAUCUCGGGUGGACAAACCGGGGAGGCAAUCGAAGACCUUACUGGCGGCGUCACCACCGAAAUCUACACCACCAACAUCCUCGACAUAGAUGCUUUUUGGAAAAAUGAGCUCAGCCGCAUCGGAAAGGAUUUCGUUUUCUCCUGUGCUGCUGCACGCUGGCGCGAGUGGCGCCCAUAUCUUGUGGCGAACGAAAAGGUCCGAGAGGAACGUCGGUCAGGAAUCGUCAGCCAGCACGCUUACGCCGUCCUUGAUACGUACGAAGGCUACGGACAGCGGUUGGUCAAGAUCCGCAAUCCUUGGGGCCGAAAAGAGUGGACAGGUGCCUGGAGUGAUGGUUCCAAAGAGUGGACCGCUGAGUGGUUGACACGACUGAACCACCAAUUUGGCGACGACGGUAUCUUCUGGAUGACCUACAAAGACAUGCUGAGCAAGUACAAAUACAUUGAUCGGACCCGCAUCUUCGGACCGGACUGGCAUGUUGCUCAGCAAUGGAUGUCGGUGCAAGUACCCUGGAGUACGCUGGACUACCAGACCAACCACUUCUCGAUCGUUGUCCCUGAAGACACCGAUGCUGUGAUUGUACUUUCCCAACUUGAUGAACGGUACUUCAAGGGAUUGCAGGGAAAGUAUAAUUACACUUUGCAAUUCCGGGUGCAGAAAGACGACGACGAUGAAGAGGAGUAUCUCGCUCGAAGUAAGAUGAACUAUGAGCUGAUACGCUCCGUGAAUGUGGAAGCACAUCUAACUAAAGGUACCUACACUGUACUGGUCAAAGUCGAAGCGCAUGCAACCGGACGAGAUGAAGUGGAAAAUGUCAUCAGAAAAAACAUCCACCGACGAGAUAAGAUCACUCAAAUUGGCAAACUUUACGAUCUAGCUCAUCAAAAGGGCCAGCUCCCUACGUCCUCAUCGCCGUCGGAAGCUACCUCAACUUCCCCAUCUGGGACAUCGACUCCUAUCCCGGCUGGAGUGAGAACUCCUUCUACGUCGUCAUCUUGUCAAGCGCCCGCAGUGGAUGAGGGGAAACAAGAUUCUGACGACAAUGAAAAAGACCCCAAUCGCAACCCAUGGAAUGCGAGCUGCGUGGUCGGGCUUCGUGUGUACAGCAAGCAGCCGGAUCUUGGACUAAAGGUCGUCGUGCCGUCAAAGGACGAUAUCAACGAGAUGCCGACGCUUGAUCGGGAUGACGUGGCAAAGAGCGCCUUGGACGAGGUCCAAGCCGUUGCAGAGAAGGUGGACGAAGUCGCUGGGGAUAAGAAAGAAGGAGAAGGAGAUGUUGAAGAUGAAGAGAAGAGAAAUGACGGAGCGAAACCAGAUGAGGCAGAGACAAAGAAGGCUAUUGCCCGGAAGGGAAACAACGUUGUCGAGAGUGACGACGACGAGUAA